CAGGGACGUGCUCCGCAGACUGACCACACGUUCGCGUUGCUGCCCGAAAACCUACAUUGCUCACGUCGUCUACGCUUCAACACCGCGUUCCAAAGUCACUUUCUUGGGAGACACUGCGAUAAUCGGCCGCACCAUUUCGACUUGACCACCAGCCUUUCCGAUCACACGCGGCCGCGAUUGCGACCAUCGCACGCGGAACUCGCACAUCGCGAGACAAUCCGAACGGCCCGAGUGGUCCGACGGACAACAUGGCAACCAUGCCCGAGGAGUCGUCCUCGAUGCAGAGGACCAGCGCCGGCUCCGGUCGAUCAACAGGAACCCGGUCCAGGACAACUCCGCAGCAGCAGCUCUCUACCAUCGAGAAGUCCGUCACGCACCUCCUCGUCGCCACCAAACAACUCCUCGAAACACUUACCGCCUGGUCAACAGGACGUGCGACCGAGGGCGAGGUUUCCGAUGUCUAUGUGCGCCUCGGGUAUGAGUUCAACAUUGCUUGUCGCGCUUUCAACACGAUCGAUGUCGACACCACCGAUCUGGGGCCUGUCCCCGACAUGCUUCGGACAAUCUUGGAAGAGACGUUGAGCCAGGAUGCCACACAACAGAGCUUGGAGAGGUAUCUGCCAAAGAUAAGGGAUAUCAUCAUCAAUUUGUUGCAUGGAUUGAAGAAGAAACAGCAACGGCUGCGGCAACGGAGUGGAAGAGACGCAACAACUACAGAGCCGGCCCGGCCGCCGCGACAUGCUUCGACCGCCAGCACUGUGAGCAUUGCGGCGGACCCGAUGCAAUCUCUGGACGAUCUUCCUGCGCGCCAGUCGAGCGGGAGGUCGCUUCCACAAAGGCAAAACAGUGGUGAGAUGGGUUCGGCGCCGGAUUACGUCCCGCCGAGGACCACAAGUGCACCAAGACGGUCGUCGCCUCAUCGAGGCACCAUGAGCCCGCAGCAAGUUGCGCCAGAGAGACCGGAGAUCCAAGAGCUGCCCGCGUCGGAUUCGGCCGCCUCCUUCUCGAGCGAUGCGAUGCAAAAUAUGCCAGUGAUCGCACCAUACCCUGAUGAAGAGACCAUGCCGACCGGUCAACUCGAGACACCGCCUCCACUGCCGAUUCACGAGCCGCCGCCACCACAGCCGUCCGGGAGAGCCAACGACGCCCUGACAGCCCUCCAGCGAGGUGGUGAAUUGGAAAGACGAGCGUCUCGCCGUUUCUCGGCGUAUCAGAUACACAAGGCCAUCGGAGGUUCCAUGAAUGGCAUCCCCAAUCUGCCGCCAGCACAAAACUCGCCCAUUCCGAAUAGGGGUCGGGAUGUUCGCGAGUCCAUGCACGCUGUUCGGUCGCGGGGCGUCGCCCUCCCUACACGCACGCGAUCGCGGACGAACAGAACGGCCAAUGAGGCAUCUCACAGCCGCGAACCCGAUGUACGGAGGAUAUCUGAAGAGCCCAGUCUUCACGACCGCGAACAACCGGAGUUCAAGCCUCCGCAGCCCGAAGAACCUUUCGACAGCCCGACCGCGAGGACACCCGAGGAUAAGGAAGGAACUUCCUAUGUGUCUGCGCCAGCUCGCAAUACGUUCAGUGCGACACUCAAUGGCCCUAUGGAAUCGAUCUACGUUCCGAUCACGCCAACCGCGGUGGAGACGGAUUCGGAGCCAGCUUCUGCUGUCAAUCUACCUCGAAACCGGAUCAACCGACAUGCCAAGGAAUACUCCCCCCGCGCUUCACAAUUUAUUUCGGAAAGUCCUCCUCGAGCAGGAAAGGAGCUCACGCUAUUCUUGCAGUACAAGAGCAAGAUCAAAAAGUUCGUUCUUCCCGAUGGCGGUGACAUUACAAUUCCAAGACUUCAACUGGCAUUCAUUGAGAAGUUCGCUUGGAAUACGCACAAUAAUGGUGUCGAUCUUCCAGAGAUCUACAUACAGGAUCCUAUGUCGGGCGUACGGCAUGAGCUGGAAGAUCUGAGUGAUAUCAAGGAGCGAUCAGUGUUAGUCCUGAAUGUGGAAGCCCUAGAUGAGGUCAAGCGGCAUUUCGACGAAGGCAUGGGAAGCAUCCGGAGGAUCGUGGAAGGCAUCCGUACAAGCGUCUCUGAACAGCAAUCCUCUUUGCAACUGGUUUCGGAACGACAACAAGAGACGGCCAAAGGACUUGCCAGCAUAGCAGCCGCACCUCCACCAGCGCCCGCUGUAGCAGUGUCAGGCUCACCAGUGUCUUCGCGUGGCGCUCUUGCUCAAGUCAAAGAAGUCCAAUCGCUACGGCGGGACCUUGCGGUCGUUCGGCAGACGUACACUUCCUUUGCUGCUGAUAUCACCGCAUCGAUGGUGUCCAUCAAAUCCAAGGCUGCCACGAUCAAGAAAGCCGUCGCGGAUGCCAAGGUCCCCGAUAUGGACUCAAACACCGGCCGGGCUUAUGUCGAUGCCGGCAAGAAGACACUGCAUGCCGAUAGCGAACGGAUCGUCAAUUGCGUCGACGACCUGCAGGACCUGGUGGAAGAUCUCCGGAAAGACGUCGUCACCCGCGGAGUCCGACCACUGCCUCGCCAGCUUGAGACCGUCAGCAAGGACAUCAGCACCGCCACCAUGGAGCUCAAAAAGCUCCAGGAAUUCCUCAAGCGCGAGAAACCCACCUGGACCAAGAUCUGGGAGAAGGAGCUCCAGGUGGUCUGCGACGACCGCGACCUCCUCACCAUGCAAGAGGAGCUCGCGGCCGACCUCGAAGACGACCUGGAAAAAGCUGCCGCGACCUUCGCCCUCGUCGAGCAAGCCACCAAGCAACAGAACCUCAACACCACCGGCGCCACCGACGCCGCCGCCACGGGGCCCGGCGGCGCCCUCCUCCCCACCACCAACCGCAUCGCCUCGCGCACGCUCAACCCGCUCGGCGGCGCCGACCCCCGCCAAGCCAAGGACUCCGUCCUCGGCGAAGUCCGCGCGCUGAGCGUCAACCACGAGUCCCGGCUCGAGGCGAUCGAACGCGCGGAAAAGGCCCGCCAGCGGGAACUCGAGAGCCGCUCCGGCGGCGAAUUCAAACGCGAACUCGGCCACUUCGUCGAGGAGGGCCGCCUCAAGAAAUCCGGCGGCGUCGAGGAGGUCGAGCGGAUCCGCAAACUCCGCGAGGAGAAAACCCGCAAGGAGGUCUGGGACCGCACCCAGGCCCGCCUGGCCGCGCAGGCGGAGAAGGAGGCUGCGGCUGCGGCGGCCGCCGCCGCGGGACCUCCCCCUCCCGUUGUUGCAGAGGGUGCUGCCGCCUCUGCGGCGGACGAGGGGAUCAAUGGUCAUGGCGGAUUGGAGGUCCCUCAGCUUCCGCAACUGCAGACGCACGGCGGCGCCGACGACAUCACGCGCGAGAACAGCCCAGAGCCGGUCUUCGUCGAGGCCAAGGAGGUCGUCUCGCCCACGGUCGAGGGGACAUCGUAGUGUGAUGUCGAGGGAAAGCGCGGUGGCGCUGUAUUCGAGGCUAUUUCUCUCCCGAUGGCGGCGGCGGCGGCUGAGGCUGAAAUAUCCACAACGACAACAACAACAACCACCGUGGGAGAGACUCCGACCUGGAGAAUCGAAGCCGACAACAGCAGCAGUGACGACAGCGGCCGAACCGCUCGAUCUCGAUCUCCACCUCCAUCCCGAAUCCCC
Molecule: messenger RNA, 3614 nt
Organism: Dissoconium aciculare CBS 342.82
Lineage: Eukaryota; Fungi; Ascomycota; Dothideomycetes; Mycosphaerellales; Dissoconiaceae
Product: AIP3-domain-containing protein
Exons: 2
Coding region: 249-3401 (1050 amino acids)
Biological process (GO): establishment of cell polarity
Cellular component (GO): cytoplasm; cell tip
Molecular function (GO): cytoskeletal regulatory protein binding
Source: RefSeq, a predicted model, not a curated record